Messenger RNA from Anoplopoma fimbria (sablefish), 3259 nucleotides. It is a transcript of the gene armh3, whose product is annotated as armadillo like helical domain containing 3. The coding region runs from base 118 to 2187 and encodes 689 amino acids. NCBI's taxonomy places the organism in Eukaryota, Metazoa, Chordata, Actinopteri, Perciformes, Anoplopomatidae. Gene Ontology annotation, cellular component: cytosol. The record is from RefSeq and is a predicted model, not a curated record. The transcript has 26 exons. Gene Ontology annotation, biological process: regulation of Golgi organization.
GACCCUGAAGACCAGCAGGAGGAGGCUAAUGGUAGCAGCAUGCUAGCAGAGGCUAAUGUUGUCACAAGGAUUCAUGAACCAGCUUUUUAAUUGUAAUACUUUAAUUGAGACUUAGUCAUGUCUCAGGUGGAGAAGAAGGCGGGGCUGCUGAGGAGGACGUCAUCCUCUAAGAAACCCUUGAAAGAGAAGGUGGUGCUGAUGUAUGAUGAGAUUUUUGCAAAAGAAGACCCGUCAAAAAACAACCCUCGCUUCUGGGAUGAGCUGUUUCUUAUGAAGGUGAACCUAGAGUACCUAGAGUCCAAGUUGGAGAGUGUAGAUGGGGAGGAAGUUCAGCGGAUCCAGGACAACAUCAACUCUCUGUUCCACCACUGUGUUCAGGCUCUGGGAGAGGAGCACCAGAUCAAAGUGGUCAAUGCCCUGCAGACACUCUGUGCACUUUUCCGGGGGGUCCACCAGAAGAACAAGUCUGCGUCUGGCUUUGACAUCAUCAACAUGCUCAUGGGCUUCGACAAGGCUGAGCAAAGGAUGAAGGACUUAAUGGAGAGACUGGACAGCCUUCUCUGUGGAGACGGCUCGGAGAGUCUGAAGAGUCUUUGUCUCAAACUGCUGCUGUGUCUGGUGACGGUAACGGACAACAUUAGUCAGAACACCAUACUGGAAUAUGUGAUGAUCAACAGCAUCUUUGAAGCCAUUCUACAGAUUCUGUCAGAUCAGUCCAGUAGAGGGCAGCAUGGGUAUGAUGCUGUGGUCCUCCUAGCUCUGCUGGUUAACUACAGGAAAUAUGAGUCAGUGAAUCCCUACAUUGUGAAGCUCUCCAUUGUGGACGAUGAGCCAACACUAGAUGGAAUGGGUAUGGUCGUCCACCAAGCGCUGACAGAGUAUAACAGGCAGUACAAAGACAAAGAGGAGGAGAACCAGGGUGGGUUCUUCUCCACCCUCACUAGUAUGGUGGGCAGCAUGUUUAUAGCCGACGCUGAUGAGAAACUCUCUGUACAGACCAAUGAGGCCAUUCUGCUGGCACUCUAUGAGGCUGUGCACCUUAACCGCAACUUCAUCACUGUAUUAGCACAGAGCCACCCAGAGAUGGACAUCCCAACCACACCUACCACCCCUACUCCAACCACACCUACUACACCACUUGGCACAACGCCGCCCUCCUUAGACAUGAUGAACAACCCAGAACUGCCUCUGGAUCCCAACCUGCAGACGAGCAACCUUCUAAUCACCUUCCUCAAGUACGCCUCGAUCGUAAUGCAGGAUACUAAAGAUGAGCAUCGACUCAACAGUGCCAGACUGUGCCUAAUCAUCCUCACAUGCAUAGCCGAGGACCAGUACGCUGAUGCCUUUCUUCAUGAUGACAAUAUGAACUUCAGAGUCAAUCUCCACAGAAUGCCCAUGAGGCACAGAAAAAAAGCAGUGGACAAGAACAUCCCUUCACGUCCGCUGGUGUGUGCUGUUCUAGAUCUGAUGGUGGAGUUCAUAGUCACUCAUAUGAUGAAGGAUUUCCCCAUGGAUUUAUACUUGCGCUGUGUGCAGAUCAUCCACAAACUCCUGUGCUACCAGAAGAAGUGCAGAAUCCGGUUACACUACACCUGGAGAGAGCUCUGGUCAGCUCUCAUCAACCUGCUGAAGUUCCUGCUGUCAAACGAGACAACACUGCUGGCCAAGCACAACAUCUUUCACCUGGCCUUACUGGUAGUGAACCUGUUCAACAUGUUCAUAACAUACGGCGACACGUUCCUGCCCACCUCCAACAGCUACGACGAGCUCUACUAUGAAAUAGUACGAAUGCACCAGGUCUUCGACAACCUCUACUGUAUGGUUCUGAGAGUAUCAACCAACACGGGCCAGUGGAAGGAGCCAGCCAGCAAAGUCACGCAUGCCCUUGUCAAUGUUAGGGCCAUCGUCAACCAUUUUAAUCCCAAGAUUGAGUCGUAUGCUGCUGUGAACCACAUCUCCCAGCUGUCCGAAGAACAGGUGCUGGAGGUGGUUCGGUCCAACUAUGACACACUAACGCUCAAACUGCAGGAUGGUUUGGACCAGUUUGAGAGAUACUCGGAGCAGCCCAAAGAGGCUGCUUUCUUCAAGGAGCUGGUGCGCUCCAUCAGUUUGAAUGUGAGGAAGAACGUCUCUCUGAACACGCUGAGUCAGGACGUCCUGCUUAAAGAGUUUUCCACCAUCUCCUGAGACACACACACACACACACACACACACACACACACACACACACACACACACACACACACACACACACACACACACACACACACACACACUCUUCCAGCCUCCUCCUCCUUUCAGAUGGACACACACAGUACAUUUGUGUACGUGUGGACAUAAACACAUACUUACACACACACACACACACACACCAACAAGGACAGUCUUUGAUUGUUCUCUUCGUGGUUCGUCUUGACUCGCCCUCCUUUGAACUGAACGAUGGAGACCGAGGCGGACACAUUGACAGGCUGGAUGCAAAGAAAGACCUGGAAAACUCUCCGGACCUGCUCCCUCUGUGGUUGUUGUUUAAUGUGUGUGGGAUUAAUGUGUGGUUAUUUAAGGAAAUGCCCGUAUUGCACCGGAUCCUGGUGUGCAAUCUGCAGUAUUGACUGGACCGUUAACUAACACAUGAACGUUUGGAUUUCAUGAACUCAAGUAUUUUUAAUCCAGAUGUUCAUCUACGACUUUUCAGCCACUGAUGAUGUUUUAAGUAGUUUCUGCUCCCUUGAUUUAUGAUUCAUCUCCAGCAUUAUUUCAGAAGAUUUAGACUUGGAGUGAAACAUAACCUUCCUAACUACAUCUGUAACGGAGACCUUUAGCCUUUUUGAGUUUGAAUCUUACUGUAAAUUCUCUUUGACAUGAGCAUUAACUCUUUCUUUGCGGCUGAGUGCCAGUCGUGCGAAUGUUAACUUAAUUCUUAUGUUCAAAACAAAUUUAAAAGUAUUUUGUAUUUACAUGUUUGCUAAGGGGUAGAACAUUUAGAGCUGUUAUUAAGUUGAGAAUGCUCUACAAUGAUAAAAAACCUUAUUGUUGCAAACCUUUUUGCUUUUGAACAAAGCCAUGACUAACAUUCACUACUGCACGUCACACAAGUCAUUGUCCCUGUCAAUGCUCAUUCAGAACAAUUUAAAUGCUUUUUGUUUUGACUGGAAGCAGAUCUUAAUUAUGCAAUUUCUUCAAUUGAAGGGUCUUAUUUCUCUCAUCUCUAACUCCUGUAGGUAUAUUUAUGUUUCUUUUUUAAAUAAAGGUUGGUUUCCUA